CUGAUCAUCUGAUCGUUGGCCUCCAGUAACCUCUGGAGCAGGGGAAAACCGAGCUCAUCUUCAUCCCUUCACGUCUGGAUCACUCGAGGGUUCUUCCUGGCAAUGGACGUGCUGCGAGCCGCCGCCGAGGAGGUCUCGACUUCGUCCACGAAGCUGCGGAUUCAGAUCUUUCGCCAAAGAUUGACUCCUAUUUUGCAAGAUACAAGUGAUUUAUCAGAUGGAGUUGCAUCUUUAUUGGUGGACAUUAUUUUCCAAACUUUGCCUAUUUAUGAUGAUCGACAUUCGACAAUUGCUGUUGAUGAUUUGAUAGUUAAGGGUUUAGGUGAAGCUAUCUUCAUGAAGUAUUUUGCGACAUCACUUAUACAGUCUAUGGAAAAGCAUGUAAAGAUUUAUAGCCCUGUUGGAUGUUACAAGCUUCUCAAAUGGUCAUUCCUUCUCUUGAGAUGGAGUCAGUUUGCCUCUGCCUCUAAAAAUGGUUUUUCAAGACUUGUCUGUGCACAAGCAUCUUUAUGCCAGAUCCUUAUGCAAGGAUCUUACCACUUACGUGGAGCUUGCAAAAAGUUGUUUGUACAUCUCUUCACUGAGUUUCCGAAUAUGUAUAAGGCCUAUAUUGAAGAGCUUAAGGAUACAAGAAUUCCUGGGAGAGAUGGUGCUCAUCUUAUUGGAAUAUUAGUUGAUUUUUCAACUACAAAUACUUCUUUGUUGGAUGAGUACAAGUUGAUAUUUCUUGAAUUCUAUAUCAAAGUAGUGCUAAAUUCCAAGGAGAAGCCAUCAAUAGCACUUUCAGAAGCUUUUCGACCACUUUUCACCCUAAUUGGCCAUGAAGAUUUCAAAACUCUCUUGGUUCCUGCUUCCCUUAAAAUGCUAAAGCGCAACCCAGAACUGGUAAUGGAGUCUAUAGCGGACCUGCUUGAAUCAGUCAAUCUUGAUUUGAGUAAAUAUGCAAUUGAGUUCAUUUCAAUUCUCCUGCCACAAGCUCGGCAUGCUGAUGAAGAGAGGAGGGUUAAGGCUUUAACGGUUAUAGGCUGCCUGAGUCAAAAGUCAAGUGACCCAGAUGCGGUAUCUGCAAUCUUCAAUGCCAUCAAAGCCAUUUUAGGAGGCUCAGAGGGAAAGCUGACACUCCCUUCCCAGAGAACUGGUAUGGUGUAUGCUUUGAGAGAAUUGUCAAGGAACCCUUGCGGAAAGUCUUUGAGUAAAUUGGUGCCAUCCAUAACUAGCUUCCUCUUGUCAUUUUACAAAGAUGAUGGAAGUGAGGAAGUAAAGUUGGCAGUCUUGUCUGCUCUAGCAUCCUGGGUAUCAAAAACUGCUGAAGCUGUUCAAGCGGAUCUUGUUUCUUUUAUUGGUGCAGGUUUGAAAGAGAAGGAAACCUUAAGAAAGGGGCAUCUUAAAUGUUUGCAAAUUGUUUGCAAGAAUUCCGAGUCAUUAACAAGGGUGUCAUCUUUACUGGACCCUCUUGUUCAGUUAGUUAAAUCUGGAUUUACAAAAGCAUCACAGAGGUUGGAUGGGAUUUAUGCCCUGUAUGCUGUAGCUAAAAUUGCCUCAGCUGACCCCAGAGCAGAGGAGGUUCUCCAGAAGGAAAAGGUUUGGAUGGUGAUUGCUCAGAAUGAGUCUACAUUUAUUCCUCUAAAUAUGGUUCUAAAGCUACCAAUUGAGGAUUGCCUAGCAUGCAUUGAUCUUCUCGAAGUGCUGCUUAUCGAACAUGUAAACAGAGUGCUAGACACCUUGUCGGUAAAAUCCAUGUUUCAGUUAUUACUUUAUAUGCUUUGCCAUCCAAGUUGGGAUGUUCGUAGAGUUGCUCGUGAGACUACCAGGAAGAUCAGCUCUGCAUCUUCUAUUUUAUUAGAGGACCUCUUUCUUGAGUUUUCAAGUUGGUUGUCAGUUCUUGGGGAACGGAUCUUUCUCUCUAAAGCAAGUGACAUGGACGGUGCUUUUGAUGCUCAGGUUCCUUUUCUUCCUUCUACCGAGGUAUUAGUGAAGUGCUUGUUUUUGAUUGCACCUGCUGCUCUGGCUAGUAGCCAAAGGAUUUGUUCCCGGCUUAUUUUGUGCUCUCACCAUCCCUGCAUAGCUAGCACUGGUCGCAGGCGCACAGUGUGGAAGAGGCUUCAAAGAAAUUUGUUGAGGAGUGGGCAUGAUAUUAUUGAUAUAAUAGCAGCGAAGGUGGAUACUAUUUGCAAGGAUUUAAUAGGGCCUUUGGGGCUAAUGAGCCCCAAUCCUAUGGAGCAGUGUGCAGCCUUGAGUUCAUUAUCAACUUUGAUGUCGAUAACACCGGACAACUUGUUCUUGGCAUUUGAAAAACACUUUAACAAGCUUCCUGAAUGUUUUUUGCAUGACACACUUUCAGAAAAUGAUAUUAAGAUCUUUUUUACUCCAGAAGGACAACUAUCAAGUGAGCAAGGUGUUUAUGUCGCGGAAGCUGUUGUGGCAAAAAACACAAAACUUCCUAAAGGUAGAUUUCGGCUUUAUGAUGACCAAGAUAGUAUGGAUGGUGUUACAUCAAGUCUUCCUACAAAGGACCAGAAUAAAAGAGAAUCUACUGGCUUGGGGAAAAAGGACACGAAUAAGGCUACAAAGAAACCUGAGAAGGCUAAAACUGCAAAAGAGGAGGCAAGAGAAUUGCUCCUAAAGGAGGAGUCGAUUAUUCAUGAGAGAGUCAGUUUGUUACAAAAGAAUCUUUCUAUAAUGCUUAAGGCUCUUGGUGAAAUGGCCAUUGCCAACCCAGUUUUUACACAUGGUCAGCUUCCUUCAAUGGUUAAGUAUGUAGAUCCUUUAUUGAGUUCAGCCAUUGUAAGUGAUGCUGCAUAUGGCACCAUGCUGCAGUUGUCCAGGUGCUUAGCUCCUCCUCUGUGUAACUGGGCUCCUGAAAUUGCAGCUGCUUUACGUAUUAUAUCGACCAAAGAUGUGAAUAUGGUGUGUGAGAUGAUUCCACCUGUUGUUGAUGGGGAAGUAAGCAAAAAACCACCAUUAGGUCUGUUUGAACAAGUAGUUAGAGGUUUGUCAAUAUCCUGCAAAAGUGGACCUCUACCGGCAGAUUCCUUUACGUUCAUUUUUCCGAUUUUGGGACAGAUACUGCUUUCAUCAAAAAAGACAGCUCUUCAUGAUGAUGUACUACAGAUACUUUCUCUGCACCUGGAUCCGAUACUUCCUCUUCCUAGAUCCCAGAUGCUAUCAGUUCUGUACCAUGUACUCGGUGUUGUUCCAGCUUAUCAAUCCUUGGUGGGACCGAUGUUAAAUGAAUUGUGUUUAGGUCUGCAAGCUGAUGAAGUGGCACAAGCUCUUUCUGGAAUUUAUGCAAAAGAUGUUCAUGUGAGGCUUGCAUGUCUAAAUGCCAUAAAAUGCAUUCCUGCUGUUGCUGGCCAUUCUCUACCUCAGAAUCUUGAGGUUGGGACACAUAUUUGGAUCGCCUUACAUGACCCAGAUAAGGCUGUUGUAGAAGUGGCAGAAGAUAUAUGGGACCGGUAUGGUUCUGAUUUUGGAACUGACUAUUCUGGUCUUUUCAAUGUACUUUCACAUACCAACUUCAAUGUGCGGAUGGCUGCUGGAGAGGCAUUAGCUGCAGCUCUGGAUGAAAACCCAGAAACUGUGCAAGAAACACUUUCUACUUUGUUUUCUUUGUAUAUUCGGGAUCUUGGCAGUGGGAUGGAUGUAGCAGAUUCUUGUUGGUUAGGACGACAAGGCAUAGCUUUGGCACUUCUCUCUGCUUCUGAUGUGUUGAGAACUAAAGAUCUUCCUGUUGUUAUGACAUUUCUGAUCUCACGUGCCCUAGCAGACCCAAACCUGGAUGUUCGUAGCAGAAUGAUAAAUGCUGGGAUCAUGAUUAUUGACAAGCAUGGGAAAGAAAAUGUCCCCUUGCUGUUUCCAAUUUUUGAAAGUUACUUGCAAAAAAAAGCUUCGGACGAAGAAAAAUAUGACUUGGUCAGAGAGGGUGUUGUUAUAUUUACCGGAGCCCUUGCUAAACAUUUAUCCAAGGAUGAUCCUAAAAUACAUGCUGUUGUUGAGAAGUUGUUGGAUGUUUUGAACACUCCUUCAGAGGCAGUUCAACGAGCUGUCUCUGACUGUCUAUCUCCAUUAAUGAUUUCAAAGAAGGAAGAUGGCCAAACUCUUGUUUCUGGACUUUUGAAUCGGUUAAUGAAAAGUGACAAGUAUGGAGAGCGGCGUGGGGCAGCAUUUGGCCUAGCUGGAGUUGUAAAAGGCUUUGGAAUAUCUUGCCUUAAAAAGUAUGGCAUUACCACUGUGUUGAGGGAAGGUUUGGAGGACAGAAAUUCUGCAAAAUCACGCGAGGGGGCUUUACUUGCGUUUGAAUGUCUCUGUGAAAAGCUUGGGAGGUUAUUUGAACCAUAUGUGAUCCAAAUGUUACCGUUGCUUCUGGUUUCUUUCUCUGAUCAAGUUGCUGCUGUACGUGAAGCUGCUGAGUGCGCUGCUCGUGCAAUGAUGUCAAAAAUGACUGGUUAUGGAGUGAAACUUAUCCUUCCAUCACUUCUUAAGGGUUUGGAGGAUAAAGCAUGGCGGACUAAGCAAAGUAGUGUUCAGCUGCUUGGAGCUAUGGCAUAUUGUGCUCCUCAGCAACUUUCUCAGUGCCUGCCCAAAAUUGUUCCUAAAUUAACAGAGGUUCUGACUGAUACACACCCAAAGGUUCAAUCUGCAGGUCAAACAUCGCUGCAGCAGGUUGGUAGUGUGAUAAAAAACCCUGAGAUAUCUGCCCUUGUUCCCACUCUUUUGAUGGCUCUCACUGAUCCUAAUGAGCACACGAAACAUUCUCUUGACAUUCUUCUUCAAACUACUUUUAUCAAUUCAAUUGAUGCUCCUUCAUUGGCGUUAUUGGUGCCUAUCGUUCACAGAGGCCUAAGAGAAAGGAGUGCUGAUACCAAGAAAAAGGCAGCACAGAUUGUUGGCAAUAUGUGUUCCUUAGUAACUGAACCCAAGGACAUGGUUCCAUAUAUUGGAUUAUUACUUCCAGAAGUGAAAAAGGUUCUAGUGGACCCUAUACCAGAAGUUAGGUCUGUUGCAGCCAGGGCCCUUGGAUCUCUAAUUAGGGGAAUGGGAGAAGAGAACUUUCCGGAACUUGUGCCCUGGCUGUUGGAGACGCUCAAGUCUGAUAACAGUAACGUUGAGCGAUCUGGAGCUGCGCAAGGAUUAAGUGAGGUUUUAGCUGCUCUUGGUAAAGAGUAUUUCGAUCACAUCCUUCCUGAUAUCAUCCGGAAUUGUUCUCACCAAAGGGCAUCCGUGCGGGAUGGGCAUUUGACACUUUUUAAGUAUUUGCCAAGGUCGCAAGGCAUCAUGUUCCAGAAUUACCUACAGCAAGUGUUGCCAGCCAUAUUAGAUGGGCUUGCUGAUGAAAACGAAUCUGUUCGUGAUGCGGCACUCAGCGCAGGCCAUGUUUUUGUUGAACAUUACGCAACUACUUCUCUUCCUCUCCUACUACCUGCUGUCGAAGAUGGCAUUUUUAAUGACAACUGGCGCAUUCGACAAAGCUCAGUUGAACUUCUUGGUGACCUUCUUUUCAAGGUUGCUGGAACAUCAGGAAAGGCAUUACUGGAAGGUGGCAGUGAUGAUGAAGGUGCCAGCACUGAAGCUCAUGGACGAGCUAUUAUUGAAGUAUUGGGCAGGGAUAAGCGCAAUGAGGUUCUUGCUGCUCUUUAUAUGGUUCGUACCGAUGUCAGUUUGUCCGUACGGCAGGCUGCUUUGCAUGUCUGGAAGACCAUUGUAGCCAACACUCCCAAGACCCUUAAGGAAAUAAUGCCAGUUUUAAUGAACACCCUAAUCUCUUCUCUGGCCUCAACAUCCUCAGAAAGACGGCAGGUUGCGGGGAGAUCUCUUGGUGAGCUUGUUAGGAAGCUUGGUGAAAGAGUCCUACCCUCCAUCAUUCCAAUUCUGGCGAAAGGACUUAAAGAUCCCAAUAUGAGCAGAAGACAAGGUGUGUGUAUUGGUCUAAGUGAAGUGAUGGCAAGCGCUGGUAAGCACCAAUUGCUGAAUUUCAUGGAACAGCUCAUACCUACGAUACGUACAGCCCUUUGUGAUAGCUCGGCAGAAGUUCGUGAAUCUGCUGGUGUAGCAUUUAGUACUCUAUACAAGACUGCUGGCAUGCAAGCAAUCGAUGAAAUUGUCCCUACUCUCCUGCGCUCAUUGGAAGAUGAUAAGACAUCAGAGACUGCUCUUGAUGGAUUAAAGCAAAUACUAAGUGUCAGGACAGCUGCAGUGUUGCCCCAUAUCUUGCCCAAACUGGUCCAUCCUCCAAUUUCUGCCUUCAAUGCCCAUGCUUUAGGAGCCUUAGCGGAGGUUGCAGGGGCUGGUUUAAAUUCUCAUGUUGGAACAAUUCUUCCAGCUUUGCUAAUUGCUAUGGGUGAAGAUGAUGUGAACCUACGAAACUCUGCAAAGAAGGCUGCUGAAACUGUUGUUUUGGUGAUUGAUGAGGAAGGCGUAGAGUCCUUGAUUGCAGAACUUCUUAAAGGAGCUGGAGAUGGCCAGGCUCUCAUGAGAAGAGGUUCUGCCUACCUGAUAGGAUACCUUUUCAGAAACAGCAAACUAUACCUGGUGGAUGAGGCCCCUGACAUGAUCUCAACACUGAUCGGUUUGUUGAGUGAUACUGAUUCUGCCUCUGUGAUGGCUGCUUGGGAAGCUUUAGGAAGGGUUGUUGGAUCAGUUCCAAAAGAGGUCUUGCCUUCAUAUAUCAAAGUUGUUCGUGAUGCGGUCUCUACAGCCAGAGAUAAGGAACGAAGAAAAAGAAAGGGUGGAUCAAUCCGUAUACCCGGCUUGUGUCUUCCUAAAGCUCUUCAACCUUUGCUUCCAAUUUUUCUCCAGGGGCUAAUUAGUGGUUCGGCUGAAACAAAAGAGCAAGCGGCUGAGGGUUUGGGGGAAUUAAUUGAUGUGACUAGUGAACAAACUCUGAAAGACUUUGUUGUUCCCAUCACAGGGCCUCUCAUUCGGAUCUUGGGAGAUAGGUUUGCUUGGCAAGUUAAAGCAGCUAUCUUGUCAACAUUAUCCAUCCUAAUAAGCAAAGGAGGGAUUACCCUAAAGCCAUUUCUUCCACAGCUUCAAACUACAUUCAUCAAAUGCCUGCAGGAUAAUGCAAGGACGGUUCGCACAAGCUCUGCGCUUGCUCUGGGGAAGCUUAGUGCUCUAAGUACUCGGGUCGAUCCUUUAGCCGGUGACCUCCUUUCUGCUUUGCAGGCUUCGGAUGGUGGUGUCAGGGAGGCUGUGUUAACUGCUCUUAAGGGUGUUGUUAAGCAUGCAGGGAAGGGUGUAAGCAGUGCAGUUAGAUCGCGGCUAUGUAUUGUCCUCAAAGGUUUGUUACAGCUUGAUGAUGAAGGAGUGCAAAUUUCCACAGCAAAAGUGAUGGGAACUCUGUCCCAGUACAUGGACGAUAGCGAGCUCUUGGAUCUUCUUCAGACACUGUCUGACUGGAGUGCUUCACCGCUCUGGUACAUUAGGCAUGGGGCUAUGCUUAUGUUUGCGUCAAUGGCAGUGCACAGCGCAUCAAAGAUAGGCCAAUCUUCAAUGUUUCCUUCCCUUAUAAAUCAUUUAAGAGAUGCUUUGAAAGAUGAUAAGUUUCCUAUUCGUGAAACUGCUACGAAGGUGUUGGGAAGGCUUUUACUGUGUCAGGUCCAAACUCAAGCUAAUGCAAAUGCAUCAGCGGAGAUUCUUCAGUUACUUCUGUCGGCUGUCAAGGAUGAAUCUAGUGAAGUCAGGAAGCGAUCUCUAUCAUGUCUGAGAUCUGUAGCAAAGGUGAACACUUCGUUUGUUACAAAUAAUCUAUUGAUCUUGGGCCCUGCUAUUGCGGAUUGCUUGAAGGAUGGGAAUACCCCUGUACGACUUGCUGCUGAACGUUGUGCACUGCAUGUUUUCCAGCUGACAAAAGGUGCAGAUCAUGUUCAAGCUGCACAAAAGUACAUCACAGGCUUGGAUGCAAGAAGACUUUCAAAAUUCUCUGAGAACAGUGAUGAUAGUGGGAAUAGCGAUGAUGAUGCAGCAAAUACAUGAAACAUCAAGCACACCUUUGCUUUACAGAUUUAUGCCGUAUGAUCGGCCAUCACACAGAUUGGAAGUCACAGAACAACAGACUUAAUAUUUUUUUUUUUUAACUCUUCAGUUUUCCAUCCAUAGGCAAAGAUCACGAAAGAGUUUCAGGGGGCACCCAAAAUUUAUGGCAACAAAGAGUUUGUUUUUUCACUUUACGUGGGACCUAUAUUUAAGUUUUAAUCCAAUUAUCUGAAAAGAGGGGAUCUCUUCCCUUUGUAAAGAUUAUAGUUGUCUUCCAGUUUUGUACCAUGUACUUAUACGUGGGUGGGAUUGAUUGAACAAGUUGGAAUUUCUCUGUUCACGUUGGUUCAUUAUGUGCUUCAUUGAUGGUUUUGUUUUAGACGUUUUGAAUUGUAGUCUAGUUUUGUACAAGUGAAUUGUAGUCUAUGAUAUAAUCGUCAUCGCUUAUCUCAUCAAUUUAUUUAAUUCUCAGA
Dioscorea cayenensis subsp. rotundata (Guinea yam) is the source of this 8447-nucleotide messenger RNA. RefSeq names its product protein ILITYHIA. The coding region runs from base 103 to 7974 and encodes 2623 amino acids. The record is from RefSeq and is a predicted model, not a curated record. Lineage: Eukaryota; Viridiplantae; Streptophyta; Magnoliopsida; Dioscoreales; Dioscoreaceae. Gene Ontology annotation, cellular component: cytosol. The transcript is spliced from 60 exons. Gene Ontology annotation, molecular function: protein kinase regulator activity. Gene Ontology annotation, biological process: cellular response to amino acid starvation; regulation of translation.